This is a messenger RNA of Chaetomium strumarium, 3834 nucleotides long. RefSeq lists its product as uncharacterized. Bases 106 to 3468 code for a protein of 1120 amino acids. The record is from RefSeq and is a predicted model, not a curated record. The transcript has a single exon. NCBI's taxonomy places the organism in Eukaryota, Fungi, Ascomycota, Sordariomycetes, Sordariales, Chaetomiaceae.
CCUCUGGUUGUCGAAGGCCACGAUCCGGUUUCGACUGCCCCGGGGCGCCCUCCCCUUGCGCUUCCCACCGACGUCUCUUCAUUUGUGCAGCGCUCAUAUUGCAACAUGGCGGCUGCACACCCUGAAGUCUACGACCUCCUCGUCGUCACCGACGCAACCCAUUCCAUGAAAUACUUCCUGCAGGCACUGAACAGCUCGCUGAAAGACGUCAUUCGCAUUUCAGCUGCCACAGGAUGUUUCUCUCGCAUUGGCGUCCUCGCUUACCGAGACUACGACAAAAGAAACGCCCACGUUACCGAGUGGUCGGGCUGGUACAGCCGCGAAGGCAAUACGGAGGCGGGGAUCUCCCGCGAGACAUUGCUCUCCUUCGUCAACAAUCUCAGCUCUGGCUCCGGGUAUGACUUCCCAGAGGCGGCAAAGUCCGGCCUUGCGCACGCGUAUCAGGUCAUGCGCCGGGACGCGAAGACAAUCAUCCUCCUGUUCGCCGACGCGCCCCCACACACGGAGCCGUUGGCCGGGCUAUGGGCAACGGAGCAGAGGGAGCUCCUCAGGAACGCCAGUUUUGGGGAGACCGGCAAGCGGUUUGCCGACUGGACUUCUGCCGCCAGCACGCUGAGCCGAGGUGACAAGCGGGCCCAGGUGUUCAGCAUCAUCGCACUUCCCCAUCGUUUGGGGCCGCAGACAAGCUCGAUGUUCACGUACCUUUCGGCGCGUACCGGGGGAGCGUGCAUAGCCUUCAGGGGACGCACGCCGACAUCCGAUGUCAUCUCCGAAGUGACGGUCUGCCUUCUUCUCGCGUGGAUGGGCGCCGGCAAAGAAGGUGCUACGCUGAAGACUGAGAAAAUCGUUGAUCUAGUACGCUUUGUCGAUGUCAGUGGCAUCGAGCAGAUACGAUCGGAAAGGGACCCGCACGGCGCCCAGUACCUGUUGGUUUCUGACGAGCAUCACGACAGAAAGGCUCUGGAGAUUGUGGAGAGGAACAUGGAGUACUCCCCUCUCUCCCUUGAGACGAUGGCCCAGAUCAUCCCACGCCGUGAACACCCGGUCAUGGGCUUCGCCAUGCGAUACAAGGCUGACCCCGAGUACCAAGCGGUUGUGAUUGAACAGCUGUCCGAGAUCAUCGAGUCGGAUGUAUCUGCCCUCGCUCUCAAUCCCGUCUUCGGUUCACUUUGGCGCACCGUCUGCAACGACCGGCGAAACCCUGCCCGCGACAAGCUCCUCGCUCGGUUCGGUUUCCAAGUGGAAAGAAUUGGGGACGAAGCGAAGAAGUCGCGCAUGAAAGCAUGGCUGGAAGAAUCAUACGACUAUGUGGGCGAGAUUCUGGAAACCAUCAAGUCGGUUCCGGAAGGGGCGCGGUAUCCUUGCGUGUUUCUCGACCCCACCGUCCGCUUCAUGCCGGCAGCAGGAGAUGGUGUUGGUGACACCGAUGAGUCCAUGGAAUUCACCCGCGACGAGCUCCUGGAGAUCGGACGGUCGUGCGAUCCCCGAAUCCUCCGUCGCCUCGGCCGCAUCCUCACCCGCCUGACUUACGUGACUUCGCAGGACCAGCUUCCUGCCCAUGUCAGGGAUGUCCCAGAGGAGGAAGUCCCCAGAAUUCCCAUGGCGCUGGCGCAACCCGAACACAAGCGCAAAUUUUGGCAGGUCCUCCUGCAUGUCGUGGUGCCGGGCACGAUGGUGACUGCGCGGCCCGCGGCCUUGUUAGCGGCUCUCAGCCUUCGGAUGGGGAUCAAACCCCUCGAGGAGGUCGCACACAGCGAGCUAAUGGCCUUUCGUGACAAGUGGAACACGCUAGAGAUUCCGGAAACAUGGAACACUGCCUGCCUCACUCUCCUCCUUGAGGCCGACAAAAACCACACGCAGCUGAAGACCGAUGUGCACGCUGACGGAACCACCACCGUCCUGAAGGCCGAAGACCGCAGACUGUUCGAGGCCCUUGUCAAUUACAAACUGCUGGACAUGAACAUGGACACCACGCUCACAGCCAAGGUUGGGUGGACCCCUGACAAGAGCAAGAUGCCCCUGGGCCCCGUGGUGAUGUGCAGCAGCUGCGAAUUUCCUCGAUCGGUGACCAUCAUGGCCGAGGACGGGGUGUGUGGACUGUGCGCGGUGCAGUACGAGAGCAAGGACGCCCGCGCUGAAUGCACCACGGCUAAUGUAUCCAAAGCCGACAACAGCAGCACUCUUGCGACCUGGACCGAGUGCUCCAUGGCGGACUGCCGGGCGCAGUACGUGCUCUACAACCCGGGCCAGCUGAACGUGCGUCCGAAGUGCCACUACUGCCGGCAGGCGAGCGUUGUCUCUACGCAGGACCCCAGCUCCAGCCGCCUGCCCAAAUCUCCCUGCGUCACAUGCACACGCUGUGCCAACCGCAUCAUCUGGCCCGAAGCAUACCGUCCAGGGUCAUGGAACCCAGCAGACUUCAAGUGCCCCGGCUGCGAAACCAACCCAGACAGCACCAUUGCCACCGAAGAAGUCACGCCUCUCACCGUGGCCCGCUCCAACGGCACCGCCUGGCUGCUCCGCAACGACGACAACGCCAUCCCGGCGCCCCUCACCAAGCGCUCCGUCUUCCACACCGUCUCGACUCUCACUAUCGACCGCUCCCUCUUCGCCGACAAAGUCGAGGUCCUCCCAAAACUACAAGUAGUACCUCUAGCACAACAACCCGCCGCCGCCGACGACGAUGAUGAUGACGAUGAUGAUGAUCUGACUACUAGUACCCCCCUCCUCACCAUCCGCGGCAAACCCCUGCACAACACGCCCGCCCUCCUCGCCGAGCUGCGCAGCUGGGUGUCCGCCCGGCGCGUGCAGGCGGGCACCUGCUCGCUCUGCUUCCGCGACCGCGCCAAGCGCGACCUGCGCCUCGCGUGUGGCGGCCGCAGGGGGUGCCGGCAGAUGGUCUGCGCCGAGUGCGUGCAGGGCUGGUACGGGAUGAACAGGAUCGGGCGCAUCAUCAACCUCGCGGCGCUGUCGUGUCCGUUCUGCAGGAGACAGCCGACGUCGUCGUCGAAGGUCUCUUCGCUUCCCGGCGGGUUGAGGUUCCUUGGUGGGCUCCGGGACGCGGUUGCCGAGCGUGGGGAGUGGGUGUAUGCUUGGUGCGGCGGGUGUGGUAUGGCGAAGAGGUUUGCGGAGAGGGUAUGUGCGCGGGGCGCGCCCGAGGAGGUGGAGGAGUGGCGGUGCGAGGAGUGCGUGCUGGCUGCGGAGCAGACCGCCGGUGGUGGUGGUGGUGGACAGGGGGGGAUGGUGAUUAAGGAGUGUCCCUCCUGUGGUGUGGCUACCCAGAAGAUGGUCGGUUGUGACCAUAUCAGCUGUCCCUGCGGCGCCCAUUGGUGCUUCAACUGUGGCGUGCAGACAGAGGAGGGCGAGAUAUAUGGGCACAUGUCGACGGAGCACCGCACGUGGUAUGUUGACGGGAAUGGUGAGGACUUCGUCGACUACUACGACGACGAGGCGUACGAGUCGGAUUGAGAGGAGUCUAGGCCAAAGAGAGAGUGAGGUAUUGGGGUUCAGGGGAGAGGGUUGAGUCUACAUAUCAUUGGUAACCCAGUCAAGUUUGCGAGGCCAUUGCCUCUCUCCUAUCAUGUUACCCCCGGAAUCUUCAUAACUUUGAAUUCUUCAACAGCGAGAGUGCACGUUUGGAUGGGAACAGGAGUACGAGAUGGGGGAGGAAACGGUGACUGGCGUGUCCGGAGUGAUACGACGGGCAGCCAGCCCAAAGUCCGUCUCCGACGCAGGUCCCGGAGUUAGUAGUAAGAGUGUCGCUGCAACAGGGGCGCAAUAUACCCGGUCAGCUGGAAAUAGAUAGAUAGGUACUGUACAUGUACAUUUGCUGCC